CUCUGCUCCUAGCCCCCCCGAAUGUCACCACCCGGCAUCUCUCGUCCAACAAAUGAAGCCUUAGAUCCAUCUAUCUGCCUUUGUUAGUUGUGGAUCCUCAUCCGUUAGCCUGUACGAUCAGUAUGACUUUCCGUUGGAAGUCCCGGAAAGUCAUGAUCGUCUCCCUCUGGAGUCUUGGCGACGUGAUGUCUUGCUAUCUAUUUUAAUUUACUGCUUAACUAUCCACAUGGAAUCUAUAAUGGCCAUCUUUUCAUCGCAAAAGUUUUCUUCACAGGUGUUGCAUUCUGCUUCCGUUUAGUAGAAGUCUACGAUCUCGCUGGCUUCUGACAAUGAUGAAUGAGAAAGCAGCUCCUGAGGCCGACAGACCCCCUAAUCCGAGGCAUCCGCGCGUCCGUGAUGCCAACGUUGAACGUCACCAUCCUCAUCAGUAUGACCCUACAGCAUUUGGUCGUCAUAGCCUACAGAUCAGUCAGGCUCCACAGCCUGCUUCGGGGUCUCAGCCUGAAGGUCAACGACAGUACGGGAUCGUUCCUAGCACGAGAGAUGGAGACAUUCUCGAUGAAAAGAGGUCACAACCACAGAAUCCGCCAGACAUCGACACAUCCCGCCGCCCGGCAUCAGCACCACACUACCAACCCUCAUCCCCACGAUCUCCAAAGAAACACACCACCAGACCAAGCCAUGACUUUGACCGUCGCUACGACGGCCCCUUCAGCCGGCCAAGCCUCGCCAUGACCCGGCGAAGCUCGCUCUCACCCACACGGCCAUCAACGGACCCAAACGCACCCCACACCGGCGAAGCCCCCGGCACGGCCGGUGACCCUCCCCGAACCCUCCCGGCCUUCCAUCCAACUCCCCCACCACUAAACUACACCCUCCGCACCCGCAAGACAGCAAUCACUUUGUUCUGGACCCUCAUCCUCUUCGACUCCAUCGCCAUGCCGAUAGCCCUCUACUUUGGCCUCUGGUACGGCGUCGGCCCAGGGACAAACACCCUCACGGAAAAGAAGGAGAAACUCUCCCCCAACGCCGUCUUCUCCAUUGUCACCGCGGCCGUGGGUGGCGCUAGCAUUGUAGAGUACUUUGUGCGCUUCUGGCGACUUUGGCGCAAGGGGAGCAAGUGUCGUGUCAUCGGGGCGCAUAGGUGGUACCUCGACUGGUUUCAUUGGAACUUUUCGUUUGCCUGGAUAAUCAUCAUGAUUGAACUUAUCGUAGGCACCGUCCCAAGAAACCCCCCAAUCCGCCUCCUCUCCAUGCCCGUCCCAACAAUGCUGCUCGUCUUCGGUACACAACUCCUCCUAAUCGACGCCCUCCGCGCCCUCCACAUCCCCUCCCCACUCCGUAUCUCCUCCGUGCCCUGCAGAGCCCAGCUCCGACCAGGAAUCUACUCCCUCAUCGAAGACGUCUGCGCCGUCGACGGGUCCGGCGGCACGGACUUCCGCGUCGCGCUCGACAGGCGCUACGAAGCGAGCCAUGUCUUUCGCGCGAUGCUGAGGCGGUUGGGUGUGUUUUGGGCUGUUGGCGCUGAGGGGUGUGCUGUGCUUUGUACGGCGUUGAUCUUUGGUUUGAGCAGCGGGGAGGCCGCGUAUGUUGUUGGGUGGUCGGUGCCGUUCGUGUGGGCUGGUAUCUGGACAGUUGCGACAUUCUGGUAUGUGAAGAGAGAGUUGAGGAUAGAGGCGAAGGCUUGGCGUGAGGAAGUUGCAAGGAAGGGGGUCGCGGGGUCCAUGUCCAUGGCGUCGGUUUGAGAAAAGACUCACUCAGGUUCACAUAGAUAAGUAAUGAGGCACUACAGAUCACGUACAUCAAGAGUGACAGAUAACAGAUGCUUGGAGAUUUAUCUUGAUAUUUUUGCUCUCGUCCAUGUCUAUGCUUCCAUGGGGACCUCCCCUCACCAACCCAAAACGCCUCGUUCACGGCCAAAGUCCUCUGAGACGCCGUUUUCUUCCCCUCCCAGCAAUACAUACAUGCAAAGGUCUAUUCCUCGAGACCAUCUCGAAAUCGAACCAUAUAGUACAGAAAAGGAAAGCAAUCGUCCAAUUACACAAGGUGUCGCCCUUCUACACACAGCCUACCGCUUCCGCGUGUCGCGACCCUUCUUUUUACUCUUCUUCUUGUCCUUGGGCAGGUCUAGCGCCGUGCCCUUGAGCUGCUCCGCCAUCGUCCGGAGCAUGUACUCGUCCACAUUAUAUAUUCUCUCGCCCCACGCGUUGUGUUCAAUCUCUACCGCUUCAUCUGGGGCAACGGAUUCCGAGAACCGGCCUAGCCCAGAGGGUCCGGGGCCACCGCUCGACUGACCCGCGGCGUCCUCCCGCGGCGUGCCUUGGCGGGUGCUAGAGGCGCCAGAAGGUGCGCCGCUCUUUUCGUUGAACUCUGCGUCGUCGUCCUGAAUCUCCUUCUCGGCAGCCUUGGCGGCUUCCACGUCUUCCUGGUCUUCGGCCUGCUUAAGGUCCUCGGCCACGGUUCUCGACGCUCCGCCAUCUCCUCCACCCAGAAGGCGGUCCAUGGCGGCAUUAGCGGCAUCAUCGACCAGGUCUGUUCCCUCAGUGCCGAGAACGUCCCGCACGGAAAGUUUAUUGAAAUAGUCCGUGGUGAAACUACCCUCCUGAAUGACCACGUCGUCUAGCAUCUGCUUCUGCGACGCUUUACGAAGAAUAUUGGCUUCAAUCGUGUGCUCGCUGACGAGUCGGUAGAUGUGUACAUCUCGUGUCUGACCGAUACGAUGGCAUCGAUCCUGGCAUUGCUUGUCCAUCGCUGGGUUCCAGUCUUGGUCGUAGAAGAUGACGGUAUCGGCCCCAGUAAGGUUGAUGCCCAAUCCACCGGAACGCGUAGACAAGAUGAAGCACAAGAUGCGUGGGUCAUGGUUGAACCUGUCCGUGAGGAUCUGCCGCUGCUCAAUCUUUGUUUGUCCGUCAAGUCGAAGGUACUUGUGGCCGUGGAUAUUGAGGAACUGCUCGAGAAUAUCCAGAACCUUGGUCAUCUGUGUGAAGAUCAAGGCACGGUGGCCGCCGGCUUGAAGCUUGCGAAGAAGCUUGUCCAAGGCUUGAAGCUUUCCACAGUCGUAUUGAAGCAGACGCUUGUCUGGGAACUGGAUGCUGUGACGCAUGCGUGACUCGUGCCACGGGUCAAUGGGUGGCUGCUUGGGCAUGAAAGGAGCCCACCGGACAGGCGCUGAGAGCUUGAGGUCCUCGUCCGUAAAGGCCUGAGCCGCCUUUCUUCCCAGUAUCACCUCGUUCAUGUCGCGAGUGAUGACGGCGGGAGUGACGCAUGUGAACUUUUGAAUGAUCGUCUGCAUGGCAUCGGCUCGUUCGUCAGCUGGAUGGAUGACGGCACGGAGGAAGUCGGAAUCCUCCGCAAACCAAUUCAAGAUCUGGUUAGGAACUCUUGGCUUGGGUUUCCGGGGUCUGCCGUCUAACCCGAGCGUCAGAAAAUCAAUCAGGCGCUUGCCAUAGAUGGGCCGACGUUGGCCGCGGAGAGCGUUCAGGUACACGCUGUGCUGCAAUUCCUCGAAGCGGCGCCAGCGAGCCAGGCUGUCCAGAUACAUAAUGUUCGACUCAACUGUUGAAGGGUCGAGGUUUGUACGAGCCAGAUGAGCUCUGGUAUUCUGUGCCUCUCUCAGUUCCAUCAGUACCCUGUGAAGGCUGAGCUGCGAAAUGCGCUCCGCUGUUGUGUUGGACAUGUUCUCGUGUUGUGUAGGAAUCAUGUUGAGAACGCCCAGGCUAACAAUAGACAUUGGCUCUACUGCAAGUAAAGAUCGGUGUAGGAACUGAUCGGUGACUUGGUAUUCUGCUGGAACGGAUUUCUGCAUCCUAAAGGACGUCAUGAUGGGGCGGUCCACGAACAGGUCGGGAUGGUUGCAGACUUUCCGCAACUGCAUCAGACAGUUGAUGAUGGAAAGGUAGUUGCCAGAGGACAGCGUCUCCCGGGUGUCUGUGCGAGCCAAGAAGCCAUCGUACAACUCGCGCUGACGUUUCGACAGGCGACAGAACUCUACGUGUUCGUACUUGGCCGGCAUUUGCUUUUCGACGUCGGCCUUGAGUCUUCGUAGUAGAUACGGUCGCAAGACCUUGUGUAACUUGGAAAUGAUCGCUCGCGCUUCCUCAUCCAUCGUCUCGCGGCCGUUUUCCAGGAUUUGAGACUCUGGCUUGUGGAACCAGUCGUGGAACUCUUGCAAGUCUGCGAAUCCACCCACGCCAUUUUCCGCUGGCAUGAGGAAGAAUAGCAACGACCACAAUUCGGUGAGAUUGUUUUGGAGCGGGGUGCCUGUAAGUAGAAGCCUUGCUCGAGUAUUGAAACCAAGGAGCGUCUGCCAGCGCUGGGAUUUGAAGUUCUUGAUAUUGUGAGCCUCGUCAAGAAUCAUGUAGUGCCACCUCCGGCGUUUGAAGACCUGCUGGUCCUGGAUGACAAGCUGGUAAGAUGUGAUGCAGACGUUCCAUACAUCAUCGUUGUUCCAUCCCUGUCGCUUGCGUUUUCUCUCCUCUUGAGUGCCGUAGUAGGAGAGAAUCUUGAAGCCAGGACACCAUUUCUUGAACUCCAUCUCCCAAUUGAGCAUUACACUUGUUGGUACAAUCACCAAAUGCGGUCCCCAAACCUCAUGGUGGCAAGCAAGAUGAGCAAGUAGCGAAAUGGUCUGGAUGGUUUUGCCAAGACCCAUCUCAUCUGCAAGAAUGCCGUUGGUGUUGUUGGCAUACAGUCCCGCCAGCCAGUCCAGUCCAUGAUGCUGAUAUUCACGCAGAGUACCACGAAGCAAAAACGGGAUUUGCGUCUGUUGUGAAUUGGGGUUUGGUGAAGCUGACCGACUGACAACAUCCUUUGCCCCUGGGGUCGCCAGAGACAUUGUGUCCACAUCUGAAGGCUUUGUGUCGGAUGUAGGGGGCGAAUGACUUUGUUCUCGACUUGGCGGGACGGUAACGAUAUCGGUAUCAGGAGUGACAUGUUUUGUUGGGACUAUAGCAGCGGUAGAUGGCGCCGAGGGCAUUGCCGCCUCUGCUGUUUUCGAUGGCGCAUCUUGCAUUUCCGUAUCAGCAUAUUCCACUGCCUCUGGUAUCCCGUUGGUGGCAGCUUCCACACUCGUGACGGUUGGUUCCUUGUCUAUGCCAUUGACCAAGGCCUCAUCCGACUUGGGCGACUGUACGGGCAUGGUCAGCUCCUUCUCUGAGGCUGCAAUCUCGACACCUUCAUCCUGGUCGCCAGCGCCUGGUGGCACAGUAGCUUGUACUUCUGUGUCAACCUCCAUCUCGUCAUCAUCCAAAAAGAUACCGGGAUGUUGAAUCAGAGACACUUCAUCAUCCUCAUCCUCAUCCUCCACAAUGUCGUCCCUAAAGUUCGAUGAUGCCUCUGCUUGUGGGGAUGCGCCAUCAGCCACCAAGGCUGCAGUGCUUUCGUGUGGCUCCUUGUCGUCAGGUGGCGCCUCAUCCUUAAUCUUCUUCAACUCGGAUUUCCCAAAGAGCAUGCCCAAUAAUCCAAAUGGCUCCUCGUCGCCGUCUUCCUCUUCCGACUCUUCCUCUGCGGCAGAGCCGUCAUCACUGUCGUCCAUAUCGGUGGACCCCAUAUCGUCAUCCAUGUCGACGGACUCAUCGCUGGUAUCUUCUCCGGGGCUGGUUGCCACGACUUUCGAGUCUGCCUCGGACUCGACGCCAUUGGUGAGUUUCUUUUCGGCUUGUUCGUCGGGAGGAAGUUCAGGUAGAUUGGCGUAUUUGGCGCGAAGCUGUUCCAUAGUGAGCUUCUCAUCGCCAGCAUCGCCGGUGUGAUCGUCGCCUGCUUCCUCCUCUUCUGAAGAUGACAUGACAUCGUCGUCAUCAUUGCCGGAGUCAUCAUCAUCCGCAUCUACCGACAUCGCUUGGCUGUUCUCGAGGUCGCUGUCGAGGGCGUCCAGGUCGUCCUCAUUGUCAUCGUUGUCAUCAUCGUCGAGAUCAUCCUCAUCGGAUAUGUCCGAAUCUGCCUGUGUUCUUCUUGCCUGCAGCUUCUGCUCUGACAAAUUGACGGCCUCCUGAAGCGCGGCCUUGACCCGGCGCUGCUCCUCUGCCUCCCAUUCUUGAAUCCUCCGCCGAUUGAUCUCGUACCGAACGUUCUCCCAGGUUCCAAACAUGCUUUUGACAACCACUCUGUAUCGCCCGAUCCACACAAAGCGCGCCUCAGCCUCGAGUUCUUCUGUUGACUUUGGUUGGCGCCGGAGCCAAGCGUCCUUGCACGCUUCGGCAAUCUUCUUGGCCUGCGCUCGAUGUCUUUGCUGUUCUGCUACCAUCAGCUUGCGAAAGUUGGUAACAGCCUUGGCCAUGUGAUCUGCAUGAGCCCAUUGGCGUGGUGGUUCCUCUUCCGCCUCGGGAACAAACAGGGUGCAGCGCUCCUGUGAAAGGAUACCGCCAGGCUCCACAGCCUCUUCAAUGCGCAAGACAAUUUGAGCAUCCUUCUGGGCCAUCUCAUCAGUGUAGCUAGGCCCCUCCUCUGGGAUGUACAUGCCACCAUCCUCAACGGGUAAUGCCUGCGCCUUUUCCCAGUAUUCUUCAAAGUUGGGGCCGAUUCUUAGCCUCUUGCUGACUUGUCCCGGAUGUACAACGGGUAGCUCGGUCGCGCGCACACGUAACUUAAUCCGCGUACGGUUCGGGCUACCCGCCGAAGUUCUUGCUGCCUCAUCGUCGAUGGAGCUGCGGCGGCCCCGCCUUGUCCGCGUUGACUGCCUAGUUGGUUGAGCAGAUGGGGAAGGACUUCGCUUGCGCAUGGAUCGGGAGGUAGACUUGGUCUCAUUCGCAGUCGACUUUCGGUUGGAGGUCUUGGGCGGAGGCGGUGCGGGCUUUGGUGCUGAUGGUUUUCGCGAGGGAGUUUUGGACUUGGCAGUUCCGUUUGGGGUGGGCGUCGCGGCGUGGCCGUUUGUAGAAGCAUACUUGUUCUUGGAGGGUGGACUACUGUUAAGAGCUCCUCUCGUCAUUCGCUUGCCGGAUGGCGGAUGGAACUCGAGGGGGAUAGUGUUAAUUCGACCAGACUUGCGUCUGCCAUUAUCGAUGAAAGAGGUCGGACCCUCGGCGGUGAUCUUCUUCCAUGGCGGAGAGAUUUGUUUCUUUUUCUGGCCAGACCCGGGCGCAGAUGGCGUGGAGACGCGACGUCGUUUGGAAGGGCGUUCAUCAUCGAUGUCGGAAGAGGGCGCGGGAGCAGGAGGCGAGGGUGAGGGUGUUGACGGAGAUAAUGGUGUUGUAGGUGAUGGUGAGCGGAGGGGUAGGCCGAUGAAGUCGUUACCGUUAGGGGUCAGUUGGCCUUCGAAAUCGUCGGAUCCGAGGGAUUCCAGCGGUGAUGAGGGCGGAUCGGUAUCAUAUUGAGGUACAGUCGCGGUUUGUUCGUCGCGUUGGGAGUCGAUGACCUCGUUGGUGGGUUGCGCAGGGUCGGGCGACGCGGUCUUGUUCAUAAUAGCAACGGGGGGCGGACGCGAGAUGGGGCCGUGAUCUCGACGGGGCCGGCAUCUGAAGCGUCGAAAUUAACGUCUAUGGAAUGGUGUAUGCUCAGAGAAUUCUAGUUUCGAGUUUGAACAUGAUGACACGUCUUGGUGGCCGGCUGCGUUGGAAAAAGGAUGCAAAACCAGCGUCGCCAGCAAAAAG
Molecule: messenger RNA, 7583 nt
Organism: Colletotrichum scovillei
Lineage: Eukaryota; Fungi; Ascomycota; Sordariomycetes; Glomerellales; Glomerellaceae
Exons: 2
Coding region: 330-1745 (471 amino acids)
Source: RefSeq, a predicted model, not a curated record